UCCGCUACGAAGACGCGUUUAAUCUCCUCUAAGAUAAUAAACAACGUCUGGUAAGGUACUGUUAUAACAAAUGGCAUGCAAAUACGCGUAAUGCGUCCUUGUGUAACAUUAUAGACUGUCACAGUCAUAAUCAAAGGCUUGAGUUUUGAUCGGAUUCAUUCAUUUGGUCCCACUUAAUCGGACAAGUGUUCCUUCGCUUUGUUAACUUCAGAGGAUCGGCUUCGAAAGCACACGGUUAAAUCAGUGUUCAUGCCGGACUUUGAGCAUUUCAGAUUUUCCUACUCCAGAAUGAAUCCUGUAUUGGGGGAGAACGUGUAUCCGUUCCAGCAGAACCAGGUGACGGGCUUCGCGGACUCCGCGUCUUCGGGCCACUGGACCGAUCCAGCGGGCCUUUUCUUAAGCGAACACAUGAGUGGCAUCGGGCAAGAUGGGUUGGACCUAGGAGCUUUACCCCCUCCGGGAACACCAUAUCUGCACCUGGGUAACUAUCUCCACCGGGUGUCUCCACCUCCUCCUCCUGCCGCCGCGGCCCUGCGUAACGACCUGGGGUCCAACAUCAGCGUCCUCAAAACUCUGAAUUUGCGCUUCCGCUGCUUUUUAGCCAAAGUACACGAGCUGGAACGCAGGAAUAAAGUAUUGGAAAAGCAGCUGCAACAGGCUUUGGAUGAGAGCGCGGAGUGUGUAGAAAAUAAAAGGCCUUUAACGCGAGAUGUUGGAGUUCAAACCGGCUUUGUUGGAUUGAUUCCUGUCGGGCCCGACUCGAUACCCCUUCAGAACGCGAACGACACCGCAUAUAUGUCCGGAGCCUUGCUUUCACUGACUCUCAAUAACACCAUCCUCCCUCUCGAGUCCAAUAACAGUACAACAAUAGAAAACCUGAACCCAUCCAAUCUGAAGGACUCUAAUUCCAAUCUCACCCCAAAUUUCCCCAUCAGCCCGAUUGAUCCUGCUCCAAAAACAUUCAGCAAUAUUAACGUGAAGUAUGUCAAUACUGGUAUCGGCUGUAGCAGCAACCCUCCACCCAGAUUUCACCCUGACACUGUGUGGUCGUAUAAUCAGAGGUUCAGCACCGGGCGUGAGUGGCGGGUCUCGGGUCUGGGUCCGGGUGUGUCGUCGAGGGUGCCUCCAGUCGGAGUGGGUGUCCAGAUCGACACCAUCACCCCAGAGAUUCGGGCCCUGUACAAUGUGCUCGCCAAGGUAAAGAGGGAGAGAGACGAAUACAAACGGAGAUGGGAAGAGGAAUACACAAUGCGGGUGGAUCUACAGGAAAAAGUUGCAGAGCUUGAAGAGGACCUGCAGGAGAGCGAGGUGUGUCAGGAUGAACUUGCUCUGAGGGUUAAGCAGCUUAAAGCAGAGCUGGUUCUGUUUAAAGGCCUCAUGAGCAAUAAUCACUCUGAUUUGGACAGUAAGAUUCAGGAGAAGGCCAUGAAAGUGGACAUGGACAUCUGUCGCAGGAUUGACAUCACGGCUCGUCUGUGUGAUGUAGCCCAGCAGAGAAACUGUGAAGACAUGAUUCAGAUCUUCCAGCAAGUAGCCACACCUCCGUCAACCUUGACCCGCCGUCCUCGAAAACCAGCAGCACAGACAGUCAGGGGGAAUGAGAGCGAUGAACCAGCAAGCAUCUCUGAAAGUGAGGAGAGUGGGAAUAAGGAGGUGGAGCUUUGUUGCUCAUCAGCCAAUCAGAUCAAUGAGGAGAUGCAGAGAAUGCUCAACCAAUUGCGUGAGUGUGAGUUUGAGGAUGACUGUGACAGUCUUGCGUGGGAAGAGACUGAGGAAACUCUGUUACUCUGGGAAGAUUUUCCAGGAUACACCUUCAGUGUUGAGAACCAAGGAGAACAGGAGGAGUCCAUAGAGAAAGUGAUAAAUGACACAGAGUCCCUUUUCAAGUCGCGUGAAAAGGAAUAUCAAGACACCAUUGACCAAAUUGAGUUGGAGUUGACAACUGCUAAGUCGGAUAUGAACAGGCAUUUGCAUGAGUAUAUGGAGAUGUGCAGCAUGAAAAGAGGCCUGGAUGUUCAGAUGGAGACCUGCAGACGAUUAAUCACUCAGAGUGGAGACAGAAAAUUCCCUCUUCUUGUUUCGGGUGCUGUGGAGGAAGGAGAGAAUGCGGAGAAGGAGAGGAAAAAAGCAACUGCGGCAAAUUCUGACAGCACUGACCCGUAUUAUGACUUGCAGUCGAACUCUGCUGUCCCGGACCACACAUGGAAAAAGGCUUAGGAGCAUUUAUAUCCCUCCAGCACCACAGAAAUAGCUGCAAUUAUAAACGUAUGGUGGUUGUCAUUUCAUAACAGAGACUGUGAUGCUGCAGCAAGAAUCCACAGUAAAUGGGUUAUAUAGUUACCUUCUGAAAGGCAAGUAAAUAUGUGUGGUUUCACUAGUGCCCUCUAUUGGAAUACACCGUUAAUAGUCAAAAAGAUCCAUUAUUUGCCCUUCCAGCAUGUAGCAUUAUAUUAAUUCUGGCCAAAAAUGUGAGGCUGGAUGUGAUAUCACUCUUUCUAGAUUACAUCAUUUUAUUUAUUUUAUGCAGAUAAACACCAGGGUCAUUCCUGUUAUGUAGUACCUUUUGAACGCUGUAAUUUGUCAUUUAAGGAAGAUAUUUAAAUGAGGACUUUAAAGAAUAUGUUCUAGUUAAGAAGGCACCUCAUUAUAAUAUGAUGUAAUUUCCUGGAAAAUGAUGUCAAAAAGAAACUGGCAUUUGUUUGAUGAUUGGAAGAAAAAAAACGUUUUGUUUGCAACAUUUUGAAUGGAGAAGGAAAACAGUUAAGGAAACACCUGAAAUGUUUCUGAAUUACCAUUGUAUCAUCACGUUUUACUUAAAAUUACAUAGGAAACUAUAUGAAUUUUACUAAAUUAACUAAAAAGAAUUUAACAUUAGAAUUGCUAGUUUAUAUAUAGUAUAGCAAACACAAGGCACUUUUUACAAGUUGUUUUUUUCCCCUAAAUUUUUUUUUCCCAAUUAACCACAACAAUAGGGGUUUUUUUAACCUUGUAUACUCAAAUAAUAAGUGCAAGUUAUUAAUUUUUGAACAAGCACUUAGCAGUUUAUGCAUCAGCUCCCAGUGAUGCCAGCGAUAUGAUGUGAUAUUUAAAUAGGCCUGCAGGCAACUUUUUGCAGCUCUGAGUGGAGAUCAUUUUGGGACCAGUAUUUAGUGCUCAACACUUUGGCGUGAAGUGCACACUGAAGUGAAGUGUGUGGGUGUCUGCUUUCAUUUUCUUAUUUAUUCUGUGAUUUUGGGCCGUGGGUGAAGGCCAGAUGACUAAUCAUUGGCCUUGUUAUUUGUGUUUCUUGGUUGAAGAUGUCUAAAUCUUUAGCAUUGUGUCAUUAUGCACUGUAACCUGAUCGCUUAGCCUCAGUCAAUGUCUUUAGCCAGUUAGUAACAUUAACAUUAGUCAAAUACAGAUGCUUAAGUGAAUUUAAUUAGAUUCACUCUUUGAGGGCCAGGUUACAAAAACAGUUUACAAAGGUCAUUCUCAAAAUGCAUCUGGCUCAAAAAAACAGAAAUGGCAAGUGACGUCAGUGUAAAUAAAAAGCCAAAACAAAUCGGUUAGUUAGGUCAAAAAAGUCAAUAUGAGAGUCAUUAUGCACUUAUGCAUAAGUGAUGACUGAACAUGUUAAGUGCUGCUGAGGGCGAUGUAUUCCACAUUAUUCCACUCUCCAUCUGAACUUCUCCUAAGCUAUUUAUCUAUUUAUUUAUUUGAAUAAAAGGGAUCUCAAUAUUUAUUUCACAAUUUUAGCCAAAGCAAUUCAAGACUUCAGAGUCCGAAAGAGCAGUUUAAAUUGAAGGACUAACUGGAUUUACUUUUGUUUCUUUUUUUUUUAUUGUAAUCCCAACAAAUCACUUACUGAAGAAACUUAACAUUCAUAAAUCUAAUUAUGAGUCAGCAUGCUGGAUAUACCUGUCGUUUGUUUGCUUUAUCUUGUGUUUUGUUUCUAUAUUUAUCAAGCUAUCAGUGCUUUACUGAUAAUUACUGGCUAAACAAACUGUAAAGGAAAAGCUCAACUAACAUAUUUGUAUAUCAAGGUGCUUGGGGGAUUUUUAAAAAGUCUGGACUGGCUGGUUUUGAAAGUUUAUUGUAUUAUUGUAUAUAAUUGAAGGCACUUGCUGAGGCGUUUACUGGCACAUCUGCUUCACAAGCUUCAUAAUAAUACUAAUAAUGUCUGUCUGCUUAACUCUCAUUAGCAGCAACAUGUAAUAGUUGUAGAUAUUUUCUUGUAGAUGUCAACCAUGGAAACAACAGAGCUUCUUCUGUGAUUAUUCAGUCAUAGCCUACAGUAAAUGACCAUGUCAACUCAUGCAGCAGUGUAGCUUUGAUUAACAUGAAUGUAAGCAGGUCCGUGUGAUCUGCAGUGUACAGAACAAAGUGAUAUUAUGCCAUUUAUUACAAUCUAAGGUCAUGGGCUCAACAUGGUCCAAAGUCUUAGUUUGUAAUAUGAUGUUAAAUUAAGUGGUUAAUAUAAAAAGGAGAACUGUAAUUUAAUGAAUGUUUAAAAUGAAUGUUUCUCAGUGUGUUAUGAAUAGAAUGCGAAUUAGGGGGAUUUUAUUCCUCAAAACACAGGAACAAAGUUGUUGAUCAAAAUUUUGUUGGUUCUGUGAGGCAAUGUUAGAAAAGGGCUUCUGAACUCUGCCGUUGGUUUAUAUGUUUUUGCGCAAUAGACUACUAUUUAUUACAAAUAUGAAAUUGUUCUGAUUCUAGAUAUCUGAUAUCUAGAUCAAUGAAAGUUGAAAAGAUGGUCUCAAACCAGAAAAUGAAAAAUUGUGUACAGAUAUUAAGAUG
This is a messenger RNA of Sinocyclocheilus anshuiensis, 4776 nucleotides long. RefSeq names its product intermediate filament family orphan 1-like. Bases 250 to 2217 code for a protein of 655 amino acids. Lineage: Eukaryota; Metazoa; Chordata; Actinopteri; Cypriniformes; Cyprinidae. The record is from RefSeq and is a predicted model, not a curated record. The transcript has 9 exons.